Messenger RNA from Chlorocebus sabaeus (green monkey), 4447 nucleotides. The record is from RefSeq and is a predicted model, not a curated record. NCBI's taxonomy places the organism in Eukaryota, Metazoa, Chordata, Mammalia, Primates, Cercopithecidae.
UGACCUCAGGUGAUUCACAUGCCUCUGCCUCCCAAAGUGCCUGGAUUACAGGCAUGAGCCACUGCACCCGACCCCAAAUUUAAUUUAACAAAGGACUAACUCAGAACUAACUUCCAACCAAAGCUGACUCACCUCAAAUCUCAUUGGUGCAGAAUUGCUUCAUACACCCACGUGUAAUCCAGUAACUGGUAAGAAAAAGGGACUGCUGUGAUUGACUCGAACCAACUAGGAAAUAGCCCUGGAGCUGAGGCUGGGGACAGGUUUUCCUGAAGCACAUGCUGGAGCCACUGAAAGAAAAAUGAGAGUUCUGCUUUCUACUAGAAAGGAGAGUGUGCGGAUGAACUGGAUGCUGGAUUUUAUCAUGUGGGCAACCUGCUGCAACUGGUUCUGCCUGGAUGGACAGCCUGAAGAGGUCCCACCACCCCAGGGAGCCAGGAUGCAGGCCUAUUCCAACCCUGGGUACAGCUCCUUCCCUUCCCCAACAGGCCUGGAACCAAGCUGCAAGUCCUGUGGGGCUCACUUUGCAAGCACAGCCAGGAAGUAGCGCUCAAGAUCACAUAGUUAUUAAAUGACAGAGCCGGGAUUCAAACCCAGGUCCUUGAUUCCAAAGCCCCCUCCCAGAAGACGUUCGGCAUGUCGAGUAGAAGAUGACAGUUAUAGGCCUGGGUGCCUAGAGAAGCAAGGCAAUGAUUAAAAUAAGCAGACCUGCUUGGACUGUAAGAAAAAUUUCUGCAUGACCUGUUCGAGCCAAGUGGGGAAUGGGCCCCGCCUCUGCCUUCUCUGCCAACGGUUUCGAGCUACAGCCUUUCAGCGAGAGGAGCUCAUGAAGAUGAAGGUGAAGGACUUGAGGGACUAUCUCAGCCUCCAUGACAUCUCUACCGAAAUGUGCCGGGAGAAAGAAGAGCUGGUGCUCUUGGUCCUUGGCCAGCAGCCUAUAAUCUUCCAAGAGGGCAGGACUCAUGCCUCCACCUUGUCCCCAGACUUUCCUGAGCAGCAGGCCUUCCUGACCCAACCUCACUCCAGCAUGGUUCCACCUACCUCACCCAACCUCCCCUCUUCAUCUGCACAAGCCACCUCUGUUCCCCCAGCCCAGGUUCAGGAGAAUCAGCAGGCUAAUGGCCAUGUGUCUCAGGAUCAAGAGGAACCCGUCUACCUGGAGAGCGUGGCCAGAGCACCUGCUGAGGAUGAGACCCAGUCUAUUGACUCAGAGGACAGCUUCGUCCCAGGCCGAAGGGCCUCUCUGUCUGACCUGACUGACCUGGAGGACAUUGAAGGCCUGACAGUGCGGCAGCUGAAAGAGAUCUUGGCUCGCAACUUUGUCAACUACAAGGGCUGCUGUGAGAAGUGGGAGCUGAUGGAGAGAGUGACUCGGCUAUACAAGGAUCAGAAAGGACUCCAGCACCUGGUCAGUGGUGCUGAAGACCAAAACGGGGGAGCAGUACCAUCAGGCUUGGAGGAGAACCUGUGUAAGAUCUGCAUGGACUCACCCAUUGACUGUGUUCUGCUGGAGUGUGGCCACAUGGUAACCUGUACCAAGUGUGGCAAGCGCAUGAAUGAAUGUCCCAUCUGCCGGCAGUAUGUAAUCCGAGCUGUGCAUGUCUUCCGGUCCUGAGAGCUUGCAUCGGUUUCUUCAGUGCCUUACAGGGAAAUAGCCUGGGGUGUCUGGGCUCAGGGUUGGCCAGCUUGCAGAAGAGCAAGCUAGUAGAAAUACUGCAGUGUUCCCAAGACCAGGGCAAGCAAGAUGCAUGUCACCCCUGAGCAUGCCUGUCUUGCCACAGGGGUGUACCUCUUGGCUGACAAAGCCCAAGGCCAGUGGGAACUUGUAUAAAUCACAUGGGUAUGUUCUUGGUUCAGUGAUCUUGGAGUGAUGGUAGUAACUGAUGAACAGAGAACUUUCCAGAACUUGGGUCCUGUCUUUCUCCCUGAACCUAGACACAGUUUCACCCCCUCUCCUGUACCCAGCCCAUCCCCUCCUCACAUGGGAAGUGCUUGCCCAUGUGUUUCAUCAAUCAGAAGUUCUCCUGCCCAGCACAUCUGGAUUUAAAUUUCUGGUCUCUCUGGCUUUCUGUGCUUUAACUCUUUGCUAAAGUCUCUUGCUACACUGCCUAAAUCCAUUUAUUUCUUUGGACCAAAAAUGUUAGUUUACCAGACCGAUAGUGGUCCUUAGGACAGAUUUUAGACCAGUAAACUUAUCUUUUGUGAGAAAUGAAACACAAAUGCUAUAGAAAAAUUUCAAAGUUAUUAAGAGUUGCUUCCUUAAAUGCUGGGAUUGGAAGCUGUUGGUAUCCUGACCCAACUCUGGGAGCCAACAAAACAUCAGGCUCCCAAACUGCUGGGAAAUUUGUUUCUGUCUGCAAGGGAGAGUGCGUGCAUAAUCCCUGCUGCUGCUUCUCUUGGGACCUGAUUUGCACCAUCCUUAGUUUAUGUGGAAAGGGGAUGCAAUGGGUGGAGGCAGUGGCCUUCUGCUUAAUAUUGACUUGGCUUCUGAUCCUUUUCCUAACUCGAAGGAGUCUUAAGCCAUUUUCCCCUGAGAAUGAAAUCCCUCCCUAAUCCAUGGUAGUUUUAAAUUUGGUCUCAUUGAAGAAAUAGAUUUAGGCAAAGAGCCUGUGCUCUUCUCUGGCCAGACUUCUCUUGAAGUUCCUGGAGAGCAAACGUUAAGACAGCACUUAAGAGCUUUCAGGAGGUACUGAAUGAGACUGGAUUCUGUUGUGAGCCAACAGUUCAAGUCUUUAUUUCCCAGGUUGGUGGGGAGUAAGGAGACCCUACUUUCAUUUCCUUUUCUAGCCUACUGAUUUUUGGGGGCAGGUCAGGGAGAAAGCAUUUUUUCUUUUUUUUUUUGAGAGUCUCUGUUGCCCAGGCUGGAGUGCAGUAGUGCAGUCUUGGCUUACUGUAACCUCCAUUUCCCAGGUUCAAGCAAUUCUCCUGCCUUAGCCUCCGGAGUAGCUGGGAUUAUAGGCGCCCGCCACCACGCCCAGCUAAUUUUUGUAUUUUAGUAGAGAUGGGGUUUCACCAUGUUGACCAGGCUGAUCUCCAACUCCUGACCUUGUGAUCUGCCCACCUUGGCUUCCCAAAGUGCUGGAUUACAAGCGUGAGCCACCACACCCAGGAGGAGAAAGCAUUUUCUGGGCUCUUUAGGAAGGACCAUACAAUGAGUAAGUGAUUUUUUUGAGCCCUCACAGUCUUUACACCCCUAGAGGAGCUGGAGGGCUUAAGAGUUUGCUGGAGAAGCAUGGCCAGCACAAAACACAUUAUCGGGAGAGCAGUGUUUUCCCAUUACCAAUGGAUAAACUAUGCAAACCCUAAAUGCCUUGGCAGACAACUCCCACCCCUUAUCCCUCCCAUGCAGCUGAAAAAUCUGAGACUAGAGCCAAUCAUGACACUGGAUGGCAGAGGGAAACCUCUAAAGGGACUUAUUACAUUGGUACAGAUAUAUUUAUGCUUUCCUUCCAUCAACCACUAAACCCCUUUGGAGGAAUGAAAUAACUGCAUAAAGUAGUUGUCAGCUGAACACUGGGCCACUUACCUCAAUAUUAUACAAAGUCCUCGAUGAUUUGAUUCUGAACCACAGCCUUUGCAGGAGUUGGGGGAAUCAGAUUUGCUCAUGAAGACAUCCCUUUCCGCUUUUCUCAUGGGCAGUAAAUACUAUCGUUUACAAUGCCUACCAAUUUAGCAAAGGAUCAUACAUUCAGCUGCUCAGUUCCUCUGUAAAACAGAUCUAUGUAUGUGCAAUUCAGUUAAGAUCUUGCAGUAACUUAAGGGCAGAAGCUGGCCCUCUACUUACAACCUGCUUUCUCUGCUGAAGCCUUACCUCCUCCUCCAACCUGAAAAUAAUAUACUGAUAGCUGGUUAGUAACCUCAGUAAGAAUUAAAACUGAGGUCGUUUACUCAUUUUGCCUUUUAAGUCUUUUAUCCCCUUUUGGUGAAAGUUUCCCUUUAGGAAAAAAGGUGUCAAACAACCCUGAUUUUUUUUUUUUUUGCAUCAUUUUUAUUACACCAAAUAAAAGUUGGGAGUUCCAGGAUCCCAUUCCAGUUCAUAUUUAACCAAGAUCUAAAAUUUAAUUUUUUUAAAUCUUUGAAUCUUCCCUCCUGCCCCUCAUGGAUCCUUGGUUUUAAUUAUCAUGGAAACAUCUAAUUCUUACAAUUAUUCCGUAGCUUUUGCUGAUUGCUCUGAAAUUUCAGUUAAGACUUGUUUGAAAAGACAGAUAGCUGACUGGUUCAUAAUACAUUGGAAUAGUUGGAUCCAAACUAAUAAGAGUAAGCUGUACAGGAACUAGUGCUCAAUAUACAUUGUAUAAAUUUGUGGAAAUUUCUUGGAUGUGAAUUGUUACUUCAAGUAGCUUAUAUUAAGAUUUUCUCAGACUUACUUGGAGGUUAAAGCAAACCCAAAUGUGUAUUAUUUUGUUACAGAGCUCUGCUUUAUAAUUUUGUAAUAAAGUUUUAAUACAGA